AUAUUUUAAAAAACCAACCAUUGAAUUGAAAGUUCUACUCUUGUAGAUCAUAGAUGUCAAUUUUCAAAUUGAUCUAACAUUUAUAACGCUUUGAUCAAAGACACUCUACUUAUUGACAUAUAUUUAAUGGUGUUAAAUUUUGUGUAAUCAAAGAACUAGUUAAGCCUACUAGAUUAAGUUGAAAUUUGACAUGCAUGACUUGACUAGAACUUUCAAUCUAAAGGUUAGGUUUUAAAAGUGUUAAUUAAAAUAUAAUAUUUUUAGAGACUUCCUCCAUGGAAGAUAUCCCUAUAUAUAUAUAUAUAUAUACAUUGGUUUGAGUAAUUUUUCAUGAGCAGAUUUUUGUUGUGCAUCUUUUUUGUUCAUCUUUUCUGCUCAUACUAAUGAUUGGGUUUGUUUUAACAAAUCAUUUUGUAAAAUAAUGAAUAGUAAGGGGACUUCAUAGUAUUUGUUUUCAAAAAUUAUCUAUAUCUUUGAGACAUCAUGAGGGGUUGCAGGAUAGGUCUUCUUGUGCUCUUAAAAUGUUGUGAAAUAUGAAUUGAUUGCUUAAUAGAUGCCAACUCAUGUAUUAAGUGUGCUUAAUACAUGCCCUCACACACACACACGUCACAAACAAAAUUUUGAAAUGUGGGGAGAAAAUCUCGGUUUGGCUAUUAUGUAGUGAUGGUAAUGCAUUACAAGUGUCCUUGUAACUUUUUCAAGAAAACAACCCACUAUGUCGGUCUUUUUGGAUCUAUCAAUGUAGUCUAAGGUGAUUCUCGUAGAACAUGUAAUGAGGCCCUUAUGUUACAGCUUUUUCUUCUCAUGCUUCUAUAACAAGUGGUCUUUGACUUUUAUUUUAAGAUAUAUGAUUUGUGCUCUUGGAAUAAGAAUCAUAUAUGUAUAUUUUCAAUUUUGUAAUUGUUUAUAUUUGGGAAAAACUGUCAGUUCUGUAGAUGUUUAGCACGGUUCUCUUUUCCUCCAAUUUGUAUGAUAUUGGGAUAGGUAGACUCACGGAAUUUCCUCUUUUGGUCAUAUCUGUUUUGAUUUUUGACUAUUUAUUUAACCACUGAUAUGAUCUGAAUUCUAAGUAUUGUUCUUCUACUAUGAGUCCCUUUUUUCAGUUCUGGCUGCACUUUUUUUGUGCAGUUUGGACUAUGAAAAUACCCAUUGCUUGUUGCAAUUUCGUUUAUAAGAUUAUUUCAAAGGUAAUUACUAGUAGAUUGCAAGAGGUUCUUGGGACUAUUAUGGGUGAACAGUGAACACUGAACAGCAGGGUGCUUUCUUGAAAGGGCACUCAAUUAAUGACUAGGUUUUUUAAUGUCUAGACCUGGUGAGGGGUGAUAACAGAGUCAAUGGUCCUCAAGGUUGCCUUAUGAAAUUAGACAUGAGAAAAGUAUAUGAUACCAUUUCUUGGGAGGUUUUGCAGCAGGUUUUACUUGGGUUUGGGUUCCCUAGUAAAUUUGCAGGGCUUAUAAUGGUUUGUGAACCUAUUAUUGACAAAGUCAGGGAUAGAAUAUCCAUUU
This is a messenger RNA of Rubroshorea leprosula, 1505 nucleotides long. The record is from the annotation of a GenBank genome assembly. NCBI's taxonomy places the organism in Eukaryota, Viridiplantae, Streptophyta, Magnoliopsida, Malvales, Dipterocarpaceae.